AUGUCCAGCUCGCUCAACAAGCUCUUCGAGAAGGGCAAGGCGAAGGUCAAGGAGUACGCCGGCGGGCACUCCUCGCACCACCAACAGGGCUACCCCGCACAGGGCUAUCCGGGCCAGAGCUAUCCAGCGCAGCAACCGCAGUACUCCGGCGCACCAUAUCCCCAAUACCAGCAACACCCGCCGUAUAACGCUCCUCCUCCCCAGAAUCAACAAUGGGGUCCACCGUCAAAUCAAUGGGGCCCACCGCAACAGCAAUGGGGUCCUCCGCCGCCGCAACAAGCCUUCUCCCCACCUCCACAACAGGCCUUCGCACCGCCUAUACCUCAACAUAGCAAACCCCACUCUCCCGCGUCUCCCGUCCCUCCACCUAUCUCCCAUGAGCGUCCGGUGUCGAAUCCACCGCCUCCGCAGAACAUCCCUCCGCCGCACACCGAAAGGGUUUACUGGAAGCCCUCGUUCGACACGACGACGCCGGUAUCGCACAACUUCAGACACGAGCUGGGCGAUCAUGGCUGGGGAAAUAACGAGAAGCAGAACUACGUCGACAGCGCCACGAACUCGUUCCACCACGACCACCGUCUCAUCGUGCGCGGGCUGGUACAAAACGGAAGCUACACGAGCGCGCGGCUGACAUCGCACCAAACGCUGUCUCGCCCGCGCGGUUACCUCGGCGCAACCAUCCUCCCGCCGUGCGCAGAAGGAAUAUGGCCGGCGUACUGGAUGUUGCCGAAAGAUCCCUUCCAAUGGCCCAACGACGGCGAGGUCGAUAUAUUCGAAUCGUGGAAUGGCGACUGUGUAAACCACUCGUGUCUGCACUGGGGCCACUACAACGGCGAGGACUGGAAUAAGCAUCAGGUCAUUACGACGCAUCUGCAAGACAUGCCGCACCAACCGCAUACGUAUGGGUUCGCGUGGAUAGAAGAGGAGGGCAUCCCAGAUUGGAGGGGGAGAAUGAUCUGGUAUAUUGAUGGGAAACCGGUCAUGAAGGCGAAUAUACCGAAGGGCACGAGAAGGAUGGAGGAGUUCAGGUUGCUGAUCAAUGUUGCCAUGGGUGGGGAUGUGUGCGCUGGGAAGUUGCCCAAAGACGGGUACUACGACCUCAUUGUGAGCGAUUUGAAGAUGUGCGAAGAGCCGGCAGGCGGCUGGAACGAAUUUGAGAGAGCGUGGAGUAGUACGCCAGAGGGGAAGCCGAUGUAG
Molecule: messenger RNA, 1197 nt
Organism: Trematosphaeria pertusa
Lineage: Eukaryota; Fungi; Ascomycota; Dothideomycetes; Pleosporales; Trematosphaeriaceae
Product: glycoside hydrolase family 16 protein
Exons: 1
Coding region: 1-1197 (398 amino acids)
Biological process (GO): carbohydrate metabolic process
Molecular function (GO): hydrolase activity, hydrolyzing O-glycosyl compounds
Source: RefSeq, a predicted model, not a curated record